GUGUACAGUUCAGAGAUCAAACAGUGUUCCUGCUUCUACUCCUAGGGAGAUGACAGAGGCACGGGACAUUUUCCCAUGACAUGAGGGUGGUUUACAGUUAGACGAUAUGACUUAGUGAAGUGUGAAGGGAUAUUGUUUAGACUGACUGUUUACAGUUGAAGUUCAACUACAGACCCCGUUCAGAAGAUUGUAGGUCGGUACGUGUUGUGUUGGGUUUCAGUGUCUCAUCUCCUCUGAUAUUAUGACUCGGUUAUUUUGAUCAUUUGAACAGACGUGAACACAUUGACUGACGACUUGUUGACGCUAAGUGAUGUCUCAAUGCCCCGAUAUUGCUGAAUCUAAGCUGACACAACCUACAUGACUUAGUGAACCAAACAAGCGUACACAACCUCACACUAGUCCCAGACAGAUCAGUCAGCUGUAUUUUCUUGUGUGCAGUUUCGACGCCUGUUUUUUCGAAUACUAGUUGUUCCAGCACCAGUACCUGGAUCUAGUUGUUCCUGUCAGCACCAGUACCUGGAUCUAGUUGUUCCUGUCAGCACCAGUACCUGGAUCUAGUUGUUCCUGUCAACACCAGUAACUGGAUCUAGUUGUUCCUGUCAACAACAGUACCUGGAUCUAGUUGUUCCUGUCAGCACCAGUACCUGGAUCUAGUUGUUCCUGUCAGCACCAGUACCUGGAUCUAGUUGUUCCUGUCAGCACCAGUACCUGGAUCUAGUUGUUCCUGUCAACACCAGUACCUGGAUCUAGUUGUUCCUGUCAGCACCAGUACCUGGGUCUAGUUGUUCCUGUCAGCACCAGUACCUGGAUCUAGUUGUUCCUGUCAGCACCAGUACCUGGAUCUAGUUGUGUCCCCCAUGAGUGACAAAACACUGAGCCAAUCACGGCGUAACUAGAGAACAUUACCAACCCCUACUCUGUAUUUUCCGCUAGCUGCCCCACCCCCACAGAAAGCACUGAGCUAGACUGGAACAGCUGUAUUUUGGAGCUGCCUUACUCAAGAACACAUGUGGCUUUAUUGACUCAAUAUUUUUUUUUAUAUUGUUUGCAAACUGAUAUAUAUGACACGUAUUUAUGCCAAAAUAACAUACAAAAAAGGCAUGUUCUUUUUUUUGUUGCUGAACAGGUGGGUCUCAAAACCUCCCAGCUGCUCUGAAUGGCUGUGGGACUCUAUUCUAUUUACUAGAAAGACCUUAAAAAUAGGACAUGUAUGUUCUCUUGUUUUCAGGAUGGAGACGUAUGAUGAGAAAACAAACACAUGUGGGAUGAUUUGUCUGAAAUAUCUACUAUUGACCUUUAACCUUCUCUUCUGGCUGGCAGGUGGAGUGGUGAUGGCGGUGGGGGUGUGGACCCUGGUAGAGAAGAGUGACUACAUCAGCCUCCUCAACUCCACCUUCUACUCUGCCUCUGCCUACAUCCUCAUAGCUGCCGGGGCUAUCGUUGUCUUCACUGGGAUCGUAGGCUGCUGUGCCACCCUCAAGGAGAUGAGGAGUCUGCUAAUAGUGUAUUUCAUCCUGCUACUCUGUAUCUUCUUGCUGGAAAUUGUAGCUGGAGUCCUGGCCUAUAUCCAGUACCAGGAGCUGGAUAAGGAGCUACAACACAACCUGAAGGAGACCAUGGUUCAGAAAUACCAGCAGUCUGGAGAGGAGAGCAUCACCAGUGCAGUGGACAAGCUGCAGCAGGAGUUUAAGUGUUGUGGUAGUAACAGCUCGUCAGACUGGUCAGACAGUGUGUGGAUCCUGACACCUAGCAACGAGAGACUGGUCCCAGACAGCUGCUGCAAGACACCCAGUCACCUCUGUGGCCGCAGAGACCACCCCUCUAAUAUCUACAAGGUGGAGGGUGGAUGUAUCACUAAGCUGGAGACGUUCAUUCUGAGCCAACUGCAGAUCCUGGGAGCAGUGGCGAUCGGGAUCGCCUUCCUCCAGCUCGUAGGGAUGAUUCUUGUUUGCUGCCUAUAUCGAAGUCUGAAGGAGGAGUCGUACUGAACAUCGCUGAUGUCACAACAACAACAGCAAGAAGACAACAACAACAACACAACAACAACAACAACAUAUUUACCAAUAUUUAGAUAUGCUUUCUCUCUGUCUCGGACGCUACAUAUGUCUCAUGUAGAUAUGUAGAAUGAAAAGUUAUUUUUUUUCAAAGACAAAAUGAACCUAUUUUGAAGUUUAGGUAAGGCAGGCAGCAGGAAACAGGCAGGCAGAAGGAAACAGGCAGACAGACAGGCAGGCAGGCAAAGAGGCAAACAGCAGACAGGAAGGAAGCAGCAGGCCAUAGUCUAUUCUGCCUUGGGUAGAUGCUGGAACAUAGUCUAUUCUGCCUUGGGUAGAUACUGGAACAUAGUCUAUUCUGCCUUGGGUAGAUGCUGGAACAUAGUCUAUUCUACCUUGGGUAGAUACUGGAACAUAGUCUAUUCUGCCUUGGGUAGAUACUGGAACAUAGUCUAUUCUGCCUUGGGUAGAUGCAGGUAGAUAGUCUAUUCUGCCUUGGGUAGAUGCUGGUAGAUAGUCUAUUCCUCCUUGGGUAGAUGCUGGUAGAUAGUCUAUUCUGCCUUGGGUAGAUGCAGGUAGAUAGUCUAUUCUGCCUUGGGUAGAUGCAGGUAGAUAGUCUAUUCUGCCUUGGGUAGAUGCUGGUAGAUUUCGACAUGUACAGUGCCUUCAGAAAGUACUGUAUUCACACCCCUUAUUCCAUAUUUUGUUGUGUUACAGCCUGAAUUCAACAUGAAUUAAAUAUAUUUUCCU
Molecule: messenger RNA, 2744 nt
Organism: Salvelinus namaycush (lake trout)
Lineage: Eukaryota; Metazoa; Chordata; Actinopteri; Salmoniformes; Salmonidae
Product: CD151 antigen-like
Exons: 7
Coding region: 1062-1988 (308 amino acids)
Cellular component (GO): membrane
Source: RefSeq, a predicted model, not a curated record